Procambarus clarkii (red swamp crayfish) is the source of this 2438-nucleotide messenger RNA. RefSeq names its product SAPK-interacting protein 1 (gene Sin1). Gene Ontology annotation, molecular function: phosphatidylinositol-4,5-bisphosphate binding. NCBI's taxonomy places the organism in Eukaryota, Metazoa, Arthropoda, Malacostraca, Decapoda, Cambaridae. The record is from RefSeq and is a predicted model, not a curated record. Gene Ontology annotation, biological process: TORC2 signaling. Gene Ontology annotation, cellular component: TORC2 complex; cytoplasm; plasma membrane.
GGAAGAAGCAUGAUGGCGUGUAUUGUGACUGGGGCGAGGAGCAGGGCCUCGCCAUGACCGCCUCGCCCACGCCCCCGCCCACCCCACGCCCGCCUGCCCCACAGUCAUGGCCACCUAUGAUGACAGGCAGUGGAUCCUGGCACACAUACAGAACUCUUACGUGACCAGCGAUGACACAGGACUGUGUGAAGUGGUGGUACAGGUGGAGCCAGCAGCCGCCCCGGUGGCUGAGUUUCCCUGCCUUGCAGACACUGACUCUCCACCGUAUAUGCAUGAAGAUCCACCGCCUCACUCUCUUGACAUUGCUUCAGAUAUGGACUUUGUGGGUCAUCGGCAGAGGUCUUACACUGCCCAAAGGUUGGAGAUUAUGCGUAAAGAAAAAAAGAAUGCCUCUAAAGUCAAGAGAGUUCUGUGGAGGCAUAAUCCAGCUCCAGUUGAUGAAACGGAGCUGAACGAGCUGUUUUCCCGUAAAGCUGUGAUAACUUCUAACAGUUGCCCCGACUCGUCUGCAACUCGACAGACACCAGUUUCUCUCCUCUCCCGUCUGAUACAGCAAUAUCCUGAUGGUCUUAAUAAUCCAUUUAUUGAAUAUGCAAAGUUUGAUGGCACGACUCAUACAAAUAUUCAAGCCCGUUGUAUCAAUAUUUUUCUGCUGUUUGGGGAUAACCCUGUAUCAAGCUAUCCAAUGGUUGUGUCUGUUGUUAACUGCCAUCAAGCACGGGUAAUUGAUCUCAUCGGCCUCAUUUGCUGGCUGUAUACCAAAGAAAAUAGACAACCACCUCUAAGGGGUGGAGUUGAGCGAUAUGCCCUUCACAUUGCGGAAGAAGAUGGCCAGGUUGACUGGGACUUCCAGGCUUUACGUAACCGGGAUGUAAUUGACAAAUUUGGGUUCAAUGUACUAGCUCUAGUCGAGAAGAAGGAUUUCCGUGAACCAUCACAGGACAUCGUAGUCACGUUAACUGUAGCUGGGGGAGCAUUUAGCAAAAUAAUGGUAGAGAAUUAUGAUAUUACUUUGAAAGAAAUUCUCAAUCGAACAAUAACGAAGAGAAAAGACAUGGUUAAAAUAAUAGAUGCUGGCUUGGAUUACCAUUUGGAAAAAGAAGAUGAACCAGGCAUAGCAUUGGAUUUGGAGAAAACCUUAGCCGAUAUAAAUUGCACGGAAUUUGCUGUCGUACGAGACAACAGUAAAAGAAUCGAUACUCCACAGGACUUGAAUAACAUGUCGACAGUGGAAGCAACCCUUUAUCGCUCAUACAAAGUUAUGUGGCUGCUUAAGUUUGGAAAAUGUGAAGCCUGUCUCGGAAUUUCUGGAGAAAAGCUUGAGAUCCACCCAUUACAACAGAAGGUAGGGGGAGCAUUCUUGCCCCUUCGCUCUCCUCACCCGGUGACUUAUAACAUGGAAUUGGUGGUUGACUGCAGUCGCAAGGCUGAGAGGAAAGGCAAAAUGGAGAUCCAGGUAACAUGCCAAGGGGAGAACCGGUUUAAGGAUUAUGUGUUUGAGUGCGAAACAAAAAUGGGUCAGGAAAUUUUAGACAAAUGUAAGCAUAUCUUUGAUCUCCGCUCGAGUUCGGCACGCAAGGAGUUUUGGCGGGAGAAGAAGCCAUUCAGGAGACACAACAGCCUCUCGAUGAGAAGAAGGCCUCGAACUGAAAAUCAUGUGAAUGAAGUGUAAUUUGACGUACAGUAUUCUGCUUGAAGAUAACGACUUUCGGUGAUUUUAAGAUGUGAUAUACACGACAUUCCACAUCAGGUGUACACACUCUUCUCACUUUGAUGUGUUUGAUUUAGCUUUAAAUUUGCUGUAAAUUGGUUGCUCUCAAUAAGGUAAGUGAAUUAUGCAAAUUACUGCCCAGAGGCAAACAUUUCUUCAGAUAUGACCUUGUGAAAAUUUAUACCUCUUGGCGUUUAUUUGAUUUGAUUUGAUUAUUUAUUUGAUCGUCUCUUGCAAAUACAUCCGGCUCUAAUUGACCCAUAAAAUUGAAUUUUGGGCUGGUGAAUGUUUGUUAGAAAUUGGAUAGAAAUAGUUAAUUAGGAUGACCCUUGACCUUCAGUGGUGCAACAGAGGCCAAGGCUUAUGUAUAGCACAUCAUAUUAAUUACAAAUCAUGUGUUUUGUUAAAUACUAAUCUCGAUGAAAAUAAAGCAGCUAUGGUUUCAUUUGAUAAACCAGAGUGAUUCAAAGUAUUUUCCUUUGCAUUGGGUUUUAAUUUUCAUUUUUGUUACCAUUAAUAUAGUAAUUCAUUUUGCCAGGGGAACAGGCAGCCUUUGUAUAUACAGUAUACAAGUUAAGGGCUAUAUCAAGGUCUCCCUAAGGUCGAUCUACUGACUCUCCCUCAGGAUGCAAGCCCACAACAUCUGCCUAACUCUCGGGCACCUACCGUAUUUGCCACCGUAAAAGACACACCCUUGCAUAGGACACCCCUAUUUUACAAGGAUAUU